AUGUCUGCGAUCAAUGCUAUCGCCGCAAGCUCAGCUGUUCUCGUGGGAAGCCUGCGUGCGAGAGAUGCCAACAGUCUGGCCAGCAAUGCACGUACAGUAUCAGCAGGCCUGUUGGGCGCCCGAAACGAUCAGAGUCCGAUGAGAGUCGUCAGCAUAGGCGUACUGCCAUGCGCUAGCGACCAGUCCGGCCAGAAAGAAGAGACAAGACACAAAAACCCAGGAAUCCAAAUGCAGAACGAUUCGAACCGUUCCGAAACUGCGUUGUUUCACUCGAAUCUAGAUACAGGACUGCAAUCCCUAAGCUAUGGGUCACAAGCCGAUCAGGCUUACCAAAACCACCUAAGUCGUUCUGGAGAAGACACCACGAGUGGCCGAGCAGAGCGCCACGGCCAGACGUCAGCACAGCCAAACAACGCUCAGGGUAUCUCAGAGCCGAUAGUCACGACCAGCUUCGACUGUGGCGUACUACCACCCCUGUCGCCCGCGUUGGACGAAGAAUUUCUAGAUCUGAGUUUCCCUAGCCAGGAACGCCUCUACAUCGAUCUAGAACCUCAGCACUCUAACUCAACCGGCAGUAGCAGCGAUGAAAAGUGUAAUUGCCUUUCGUACAUCAUGCAAUUCUUGAACAGAAACCGAGAAGGAAACAAUACGAGGCGCGAUCCCAUGAACAGGAUCCACUUACUCAACGAAUCUGCUGAGCAAUUUCUCAUGUGUGAAAGUAACCAUAGUAAGCUAUGGUACAUCAUCGUGUUGGCUCUCUACCAAGAUGCAGACGAUAGUCUAAGCUUACCAGAAGAGCUGCGAGAGACGAUAGGUGCACAAUCUGAAGCAAAGCAAUCCCACGGUGACAAAAAAUCAACCUUGAACAUGCACCUUAAGAAUAGGAACAUCUUACUCAAGACGUUCAUUCUGCUAUCAUCAACAGCAUCUGCUCUACCUUUCAAGUUUGGGAUCGAUGGUGAUGACAAGUUCAGUCCUGAGAUUAUGGAAGCCUUCGCUGAGUUGGUUCGGGACAGAUUUGAAAAUCGGCUGUUAGAGCAAGCGGACGAAGCAAGGCUGUGUAAAUAG
Molecule: messenger RNA, 1068 nt
Organism: Bipolaris victoriae FI3
Lineage: Eukaryota; Fungi; Ascomycota; Dothideomycetes; Pleosporales; Pleosporaceae
Exons: 3
Coding region: 1-1068 (355 amino acids)
Source: RefSeq, a predicted model, not a curated record